CAGCCCCUGCUGGCCUGGCUUAAGGUCAUGGAGAAAGCCCACGUCAACCUGGUGAGGAGAUCCUGAAGGAAUGUGUGGCUCCCCACAUGGCUGACAUCGGCUCCGUGACCUCCUCGGCCUCAGGCCCCGCCCAGUCUGUUGUCAAGAUGUUCAGGGCAGUGGAGGAGGGCCUGACGUACAAAUUCCACGCGGCCUGGAGCUCCGUGUUGCAGCUGCUCUGUGUCUUCUUUGAGGCAUGUGGGAGACAGGCCCACCUAGUGAUGAGGAAGUGCCUCCAGUCCCUGUGUGACCUGCGCCUCUCCCCUCAUUUCCCCCACACGGCGGCUCUUGACCAGGCAGUGGGGGCUGCGGUGACCAGUAUGGGACCUGAGGUGGUGCUGCAGGCUGUGCCUUUGGAAAUUGAUGGCUCUGAAGAGACUCUGGAUUUCCCACGGAGCUGGCUGCUGCCUGUCAUCCGAGACCACGUUCAGGAAACGCGACUUGGUUUCUUCACCACCUACUUCUUGCCCCUGGCUAACACCCUGAAGAGCAAAGCCAUGGACCUGGCUCAGGCAGUCCACACAGUGGAGUCCAAGAUCUACGACACACUCCAGUGGCAGAUCUGGACGCUCCUGCCUGGGUUCUGCACGAGGCCCACAGAUGUGGCCGCCUCCUUCAAAGGACUGGCACGGACGCUGGGCAUGGCCAUCAGCGAGCGUCCAGACCUGAGGGUCACUGUGUGCCAGGCCCUGCGCACCCUCAUCACCAAGGGCUGUGAGGCAGAGGCUGACCGUGCUGAAGUGAGUCGCUUUGCCAAGAACUUUCUGCCGAUCCUCUUCAACCUAUAUGGCCAGCCUGUGGCAGGUGGGGACACUCCAGCCCCUCGCCGGGCUGUGCUGGAAACCGUCAGAACUUACCUCACCAUCACUGACACUCAGUUGGUGAACAGUCUCCUGGAAAAAGCCAGCGAGAAGGUGCUCGACCCUGACAGCCCUGACUUUACCAGAUUGUCUGUCCUGGACUUGGUCGUAGCCUUGGCUCCAUGUGCUGAUGAAGCCGCCAUCAGCAAGCUGUAUUCCACCAUCCGGCCCUACCUAGAGAGCAAGGCCCAUGGGGUGCAGAAGAAGGCCUACCGAGUGCUGGAGGAGGUGUGUGCCAGCCCCCAGGGCCCCGGGGCCCUCUUCGUGCAGAGCCACCUGGAGGACCUGAAGAAGACACUGCUGGACUCACUGCGGAGCACCUCCUCACCUGCCAAGAGGCCCCGCUUGAAGUGCCUCAUACACAUCGUGAGGAAGCUGUCAGCUGAGCACGAGGAGUUCAUCACUGCCCUCGUCCCAGAGGUGAUCCUGUGCACCAAGGAGGUGUCGGUGGGCGCGCGGAAGAACGCUUUUGCACUGCUUGUGGAGAUGGGCCAUGCUUUCCUAAGGUUUGGCUCGAACCAGGAAGAGGCCCUGCAGCGCUACCUUGUCCUGAUCUACCCUGGCCUGGUGGGCGCGGUGACCAUGGUCAGCUGCAGCAUCCUGGCCCUGACCCACCUCCUUUUCGAGUUCAAAGGUCUGAUGGGGACCAGCACAGUGGAGCAGCUGCUGGAAAACGUGUGCCUGCUUCUGGCCUCCCGCACCCGUGACGUGGUCAAGUCUGCACUGGGCUUCAUCAAGGUGCUGGUGACUGUCAUGGGCGUGGCACACCUGGCCAAGCAUGUGCAGCUGGUGAUGGAAGCCAUUGGGAAGCUUUCAGAUGACAUGCGGCGGCACUUCCGCAUGAAGCUUCGGAACCUCUUCACCAAGUUCAUCCGCAAGUUUGGAUUUGAGCUGGUGAAAAGGCUGUUGCCGGAGGAGUACCACAAAGUCCUGGUAAACAUCCGGAAAGCUGAGGCCCGGGCCAAGAGACACCGAGCCCUGAGCCAGGCUGCCGCAGAGGAGGAAGACGAGGAGGAGGACGAGGAGCCCGCCCAGGGCAAAGGCGACAGCAUUGAGGAGAUUUUGGCUGACUCAGAGGAUGAGGAGGAUGAUGGGGAGGAGGAAAGAAGCCGGGGCAAGGAGCAGCGGAAGCUGGCGCAGCAGAGGAGCCGAGCAUGGCUGAAGGAGGGUGGCGGGGACGAGCCCCUCAACUUCCUGGAUCCCAGGGUGGCCCAGCGAGUCCUGGCCACACAGCCAGGGCCGGGCCGGGGCAGGAAGAAGGACCAUGGCUUCAAGGUGAGCGCUGAUGGCCGACUGAUCAUAAAGGAAGACGACACCAACAAGAUGGAGGAAGAGGAAGGCGCCAAAGGUGAGGAUGAAGAGAUGGCUGACCUAAUGGAAGACGUGAUUGUCAGGAAUAAAAAGCACCAGAAGCUCAAGCACCAGAAAGGGGCUGAGGAGGAGGAGCUGGAGAUGCCCCCUCAGUACCAAGCUGGAGGCUCUGGCAUUCAUCGCCCUGUGGCCAAGAAGGCUAUGCCUGGGGCCGAAUACAAGGCCAAGAAAGCAAAAGGUGAUGUGAAGAGGAAAGGCCGGCCAGAUCCCUAUGCCUACAUCCCCCUCAACAGAACCAAGCUCAACCACAGGAAGAAGACGAAGCUGCAGGGACAGUUCAAAGGCCUGGUAAAAGCUGCCCGGCGAGGUUCCCAGGUGGGACACAAAAACCGCAGAAAGGAUCUUCGGCCCUUGAGGCCCAGGGCCCCGGGGCUGCCUUGCCACCAGCUCCAGGUGCUCGACUCUGGCAGAGCCUGGACUCAGGAUGACUUGGAAAUAGGGCUUGGCUCUCAGAGAGAAGUCCUGGAUUUAUAAACUCCAAAUGGGAAUCACCCUUCAGAGACAUCCCUGGUGCCUGGAGGUGGGAAGGUGGCCUCAGUGCCUCUGAAUAGGUGCAAUGAGGCACCUUUGCUUUCUGCCCAGAUGGCCAUGAGCCCCAGACUAU
Molecule: messenger RNA, 2874 nt
Organism: Cebus imitator (Panamanian white-faced capuchin)
Lineage: Eukaryota; Metazoa; Chordata; Mammalia; Primates; Cebidae
Product: RRP12-like protein
Exons: 2
Coding region: 87-2744 (885 amino acids)
Source: RefSeq, a predicted model, not a curated record